Molecule: messenger RNA, 5498 nt
Organism: Haplochromis burtoni (Burton's mouthbrooder)
Lineage: Eukaryota; Metazoa; Chordata; Actinopteri; Cichliformes; Cichlidae
Gene: sntb2
Product: syntrophin, beta 2
Exons: 7
Coding region: 266-2053 (595 amino acids)
Cellular component (GO): synapse; intracellular anatomical structure; dystrophin-associated glycoprotein complex
Molecular function (GO): protein binding; structural molecule activity
Source: RefSeq, a predicted model, not a curated record
CAGUGGAAGUUGGACAUCCUCAGAGCCUGAACUCAACAACAAGCUGGCACAUCACAGCCAGUUGUGCUUUUCCUCUUCUCUCCCUGUGUUCUGGGAGUCCUUCUGUCUCCCCCCACCUCUGCCUGCAGUCACGGCGGGAGUGGGUGUGUCAAUGCGGGCCCGUGGAGCCUAGUCGCUGCUUGUGCGCGCUCUGAAAAAGAGGAAAAAGUUGAUGAUGAGUUUAGUGUGAAAGCGGCCCGCCUCGGAGCAGGCUAACCGUCCCGGAAUGGCAGUUUGGACCCGAGCAGACAAAAACGGACAGCUGGACCUUCUGCUCCGUGACCGCUGGAUCCGAGUGACCGCCGAGCUCACCCGAGAAACGCUCACUUUGACGGCCGACGCGGAGGCAACCGGCCCCGGGACCAAUCACUGGGACUACAGCAACUCUUCGGCGGGCCUGCGAAAUGGCAUGUCAAACGGAAACGACCCGGGAACAAGUCCCGGGAACCCCGGCCGCGGUCAUUCCUCGGGUCAGGACCAACUCCAGAACCAGAGCCACGGGGGUCGGGGGCGCAGUGGCAGCCCGGGGCGCGGGGGGGUCAGUCGGGGUCAGUACGACGGCGGUUACAGCAUGAACAGCCCUGGAAAGUACCCGAAUAACGGCACUAACUCAGACUUCGGGAGCCCCGGCUCCAGCUACGGCAGCCCCGGGUCCAGUUUCGGGUCGAGACCAGGCGACUUCCACGUCAGCCUGGACGGGUCUUCGGAAGCUGUGCGCAAAGUCCGGGUUGUCAAACAGGAGUCUGGCGGGCUGGGGAUCAGCAUUAAGGGGGGGCGCGAGAACAGGAUGCCCAUCCUCAUCUCAAAGAUCUUCCCGGGGCUCGCCGCAGACCAGAGCCGGGCUCUCCGGGUGGGCGACGCGAUCCUGUCGGUGAACGGCAACGACCUCCGGGAGGCAACGCACGACCAGGCGGUCCAGGCGCUCAAGAAGGCAGGCAAAGAAGUCACGCUGGAGGUGAAGUACAUCCGUGAGGUUUCUCCACUGUUCAAGAAGCCAUCCCUGGUGGCUGACCUGCCGUGGGACGGCGUCCGCCCACAGUCACCCAGCUACAGCGGCAGCGAUGACUCAGGGUCGCCCAAACACAGCAGCAGCUCCUCCUCAUCCAAAGACAGAAAGGUCAUCAGUCUGAAGAUGUGCUUCAUCUGCAGAAACCUCACCAUGCCAGACCUGGAGAACAGACUGUUAGAGCUCCAUUCCCCAGACGGCCAGCACACGGUGGUGCUGCGAUGUAAAGACGGCCCCACCGCCAACACCUGGUUCACUGCCAUCCACACCAACAUUGCCGCCCUGCUGCCACAGACCUUGGCUCACAUCAGCGCCUACCUGGGGGCCUCGACCUCAGCCUCCACACACCCCCAUCUCAAACACAUCGGCUGGCUGGCUGAACAGGUCCAGCUAGAAGGUGGACGCCAGCAGUUUAGACCAGUGGUCAUGGCGCUGACUGAGAAGGACAUCCUGCUAUUUGAAUCGGUGCCGUGGAGCCGAGAGUCCUGGUCCAUGCCUGUGCUCACACACCCGCUGCUCGCCACCAGACUGGUUCACUCAGGCAGCGCCCGCAGUUCUCCCGCCCAGGGUUCAGACCUGGUGUUUGCCACUCGGACUGGAACGGGCCGGGGCAUCGAGUCCCACAUCUUCCGAGUGGAGACCCACUGGGAUCUGUCAUCAUGGACGCGAGCCCUCGUGCAGGGGACGCACACCGCCGCUGAGAUCAUCAAAGAAGUCUCCAUUGGUUGCACAUUGAACAGACAGGAAGUUAGGCUGACUCUACACUAUGAAAAAGGCUUCACUGUGACGAGGGAGCCAGCCGACCCGAGCGGGGGGGCUGUGCUGUACAGAUACCCCUACGAGAAGCUUAAAGUGUCUGCCGACGAUGGAAUACGCAACCUGUACCUUGACUUCGGAGGUCCAGAGGGAGAAAUGGUGUUUGAUCUCCACUCGGGUCCAAAGCCAGUGGUGUUCGUCCUGCACUCCUUCCUGUCAGCCAAACUCACUCGCAUGGGUCUUCUGACGUGAAGCCCGCCAAAUGCUGACAGCGUGGAUGAGAGGAUUCUUUUUUCUUUCUCGUUUUCAUUUCUUUUUAAUAUCUUGUUCGUUUUUCCAACUUGUCCGCUCACAGCUGAAGUCAGGCCUGGCGUGGUGCUGCAGGGGGAACCUUAACCCAAGGAGGUGCUUUGUCUGAUUGUCUCAAAAAUGUGCCUUCUCUUCCAGCUUCUCCUCGGCCCCUUGUGGUCAGCUGCGUUGCGAGGCGAGGUACAAGGAAGGGGCACUUUGUUUUAAGUCACGAGGUGAAGGGAGACUGUUUUCACAGAAAACAAAAAGUGUGUACAUAUAUAUAGCAGUUAACAAUCUCAUAACAUUCCACGUGAUUGUGGGGCUUUUUCUUUUUAAAUAUAUUUCAUUAUAAAUAUCCGAUGAGAUGUUGAUGCAGCCGAUGUGCUUAUGAGAUUGCAGUACCUGUGCGCUCUAAGAAACGUGUUAGUGAAGUGCAUCGAACUAAAGGAAGGCUUUUUUAACUGACCGAGCGCAGAUUGGUAAACGCUCGCAGUUUUUACUCUGCCUAUCAUUCCACGACAGCCUUCCGGUGUAUUUUGGGCUCUUUUUAAAGCGUGCGUGUUUGUCUUUGUGAGAGGGAGACGCUGCUUUAGAGUCGCGAUGCAGUUACCCGAGCGGAGGUUGUGCGCGUGAAAGAUUUCUGCGGACGAGUGUGUCUUUCCUCGCUGCACGCUGCCGUUGGCUUGAUAGUGUGCCUCAUAGUUUUAGCACAUUAUCCCAAACUACUGUUGUAAUCAGGAUCACCAACUGUGCCUUGUUACUUGUAGUCAGAGACACUCUUUAUAGUGUUCCCUUUUUUUUAAAUUCACACAAUAAGAGAAUUUUACGCUUCAGACAUGCACAAGCAAUAGUAUUACUCUUAUAGUGUAAACAAUGUUACGAUUUUUUAGUGUGUAUCUCCUGAAAGCAUGACUUCCUGAUGUUGGACUCUGUAUUAGACGAUUAUAUAUGACAUGACCGUGCGUUACCUCCCCCACCCGCGACUCAGACACCUACACUACCACAUCGUCUCAUCUCAUUCUGCUUCGCUUGUGAUUACACCUCUCUGGUUGCCAUGCCCACAUCAGCAUUUGUGUGGUCAAAUACCUUUUAACAGGAGCGUCACAUGACAGUGAGCUGACAGUGAACUGACAGUGAAUGUUAAAACUGCCUCACCUCCUAAAACAAAAACAAAAAACAGAUUCAGGAAAGUUGUAUUAUCUUAUUUCUGGGUGAUUGAAUGUUCAAAGAUCAGUGUUCCUCUGGAGUACCAUGAAUGGCCGAGUUUACCCAACAAGUUCUACAGUGAAUUUUUCUCAUUUUAAGCACCCAAAGUGAAAAGUAUUAAACCUUAACAGAAGUUAAAAAAAAGUCUCUCAUAUUAGGUGGACCUGUUACGCUCGCUUCCAGCUCUUUAUUUGUCCUCUAGCACAGCGGUCCCCAACCUUUUUUGCGCCACGGACCGGUUUAUGCCCGACAAUAUUUUCAUGGACCGGCCUUUAAACUAAAAGUACUGCACUCUGUUUGGUCAAGUUAAUGAGCACAGAGGAAAUGAUGGGUCCAAGAAUAGAAAGUGUCAAUCCUUCCUCAGCUUCCUUGUUUGCUUGAAAUAAUCAGCCAGCUUAAUGACUCAUUCUGUAAAAACAGUUUCUUCAUUUAACAAAUAUUGUGACUCUGCUGCCAAAGACCAACAAAGCCGACAAACGUCAUUUCGAUAUUUUCAGUUUAUCAGACUGACAGACUUCGUGUUAAGCAGCCAGGUGCACAUGUGGUGACCACAUUUAAAUUUCAUUUUCACUCACUCAUGGGUUGAGUUCAAGGAACAAAAAAAAAAAAAACAGGAUGCAAGGUUAAGAAAAGAGUAUAUGUACACAUGUAAAAAGCUCUAGUUUGAUAUUCACCUAACAGAAACCUUCUGCUAUAACCUGCUGCAGAUGUUUGUCCUCCCCACUCUUUUUUUUUUUUUCCAGAUUAGAUUUGAUUGAGAGUUAUGAUUCUCAAACUUAAGCUCCCCCCCCCCCCAGCAACCUUUCAGAAAUCAACCAAUCAGAAUAAAGUUAGCCUUUACUGAAAGGGUGGUGGUGUCUUUUAAGGGCCUGUGGCUAAAAUUACCCAUUUAAAGCAGAUCAAGGCUCAUCUGAGGGUCUAGUAGAUAAAUUAUCUUUUUUUAAACUGUAAAUCAAGCAGAGCUACUCUUGUGGAGUCCCAGAAUAAAAAUAUCGAGUUGGAAAAGAGCAGCAGGUGUUCCCUUUAACAUCAACAAUACUGAUUAUAAUGCAAAGUUAGCACAGGGAAAAAGAAUGCCAGCCAUUCAUUCUUGUUCAUCCCUCCGAUGUGCUAAAAUUGUGUUAAAUGUUGAGAAAUGAUGAGCGCUUGUAAGUCGUAUUGGUCACUCGCAGCAGUGUUGGUGUUCAUGUAGUCAGUGUGCUGACAGACACAAUGUGAUGCACGUGAUAUUUAACUGACUGAACCACACUUUUAUUUUUUUUCCAAUAUAUGCAAGUUGACCAUUCUUCCCCCUUCAGUUCAUUUUGCCUGCGUUGGCUGGUUAAUGAGUUCAACGUGACUGUAAUAAACACAUUUUAAUCACUGUCAGCUUAUUCAUGUAGCUAAAGUUACCCUUCAGUAGAGCCUCUGUCUGAGGUCCAAAAGAACACAAUGUGGCAUUGUGCGCACUGACUGCAACAUAGGAAAACAAGAUAACCCCGGUUCUCUGAUACGGAGCACAGUCACCCGCCUGAAUGACCUCUGUCCCAUUUGGGACAUCGUGUCCUUGUGAUGCUUUUUUUUUUUUUCUUUUUUUUUUUUCUUUUAAUGAAUGUGAAAAUUCAUCACAGUACACUCACUUCCUGUUUAGCGAUUUAAGCCUUUUCAAGCUACAGUUAAUGUUAGCUGUAUUACAGCAGAAGUUAGCUUUGCUUCCCUUAAAACGUCACAGUUUGAGCUAUGCUCAGCCUGGCAUGAAGUCAGUUUCUGCAACAUUUGAAGCAGUAGUGAAAGGGAUACGCUUUUACACCACGCUUUCUUGUCACUAACUGCUCUAACCUGAUCUGAUUAUGUGAAGUUUAAGAAGCUACGAGGCCGUCCUGUUCCUCUCUGAGCUCGAUGCACUAACCUGUCAAACCCCUUUUAAACCUGUGAAUGUACACCUUUUAUCUCCUUCCUCUCUUUGUUCUCAAAUCGUGGCUGUUCUGUCUAUGCAACGCUUCAAAGAAGGGGUUUGUGGAACCAAAGGUAUUAUCUGUGGCAGCUUGCGUCCAACACAAUCAUGAAACUGAAAAGUCGCGAGGAUAAAUGCUGCUGCGACAACCUGUCAUAUGCAAAGUAUUUUAGAUUUCCUUCCAAGAGAUGGUAUACAAUGUAUGAUAACAAUGUAGUAAUCUCAAAUGUACAUACCUACCAAUAAAACUGUUGUAAGUUACAGAAA